Messenger RNA from Nymphaea colorata (pocket water lily), 2791 nucleotides. RefSeq lists its product as uncharacterized. Gene Ontology annotation, molecular function: nucleic acid binding. NCBI's taxonomy places the organism in Eukaryota, Viridiplantae, Streptophyta, Magnoliopsida, Nymphaeales, Nymphaeaceae. Bases 533 to 2599 code for a protein of 688 amino acids. The record is from RefSeq and is a predicted model, not a curated record. The transcript has 6 exons.
UUGGCCUCUGUCGUGCCCUCAAAUCCGUUCCCCCUCAUACCCCCACCCCGCGCUAUCUCGCUCUCUCUCUCUCUCUCUCUCUCUCUCCGUCUGUGUUGGGGAGUCGCGUUCUCGCGAGAGACAAGGCAAGGAGCUCUAGGGUUUCGUUUUUUGCAUCCUUUCCUUAUAGAAGAAAGUGGAAGGAGCGGGAAGAAACACAAACCCUAGUUUGUCUACCCGUAGAUACCUUUCUCCGGCGACAAGGGGAGCUCCGGCAAGGCGAACGAUGGUUUUCGGCGGCAACCUCCAGCGUGGCGACCCGGCGGAGCCUCGGUUUUCCGGAUCAUUUUUUCUGUUUCCUUUCAUAAUAACGCUGUCGUAGAAAAAAAAAUAAACAAGAAAUAAAGAAAAGAAAAGGUGGUAGCGUAAGAGCUUUUUUUAAUUCUAAUCCUUUUGAGUUUCUUUUCUCGAAUUAGGGUUCUGGUAGUCGCUUUCCCGUGGGAAUUUACGUUCCGGCGGUUUCCGUUCUCGUUGGCAUCUUCUCUUUGUGGAUAUGUCAACAAAUUCUGCCCCUUGGGAUCGACCACUUGAUCAAUGGAAGGUCAUUGAAUUGAAGGAUGAGCUUAAGAGGCGGAAGCUGAUAACAAGAGGCCUGAAGGAGGAACUUGUGAGGCGGCUGCAUGAAGCACUGAGAAAAGAGGCUGCUGAAGCCACUGAUAUGGGUAAUGGAUUCAAUUUGCAAGAUGAACCAUUGGUUACGAGCAAGGAUGUAGAGGUUAAGGAUGACGGUCAUGCAAAGCCUAAAGAUGGUGGAGAACCUCUUGUGAAGGACGUCCAGAACGAAAAUGUGCAUAUGGUCGAUGUGAAUGAUCCUUAUGCCUCAGUUGUUGCUCAAGAUGAUAGGGUGGGAAAUCUCAAUGACAAUAAAUGGCCUGAUUCAGAUGACAAAAGGGCAGGUGAGACUGCUGGGUUAACUGACUGCGGUCUUGGAGCCGAGGAGGAUCCAGCAUCAGUGAUUACUAAUCCCAGUGUAGAUGCAAAAAUUGAAGCUUCAAUUCCUGAGGACGUGAAGCCCCUUGAUUCAACAACUAUCUCCCAGGUAUCUGAGAGUGUGCCGGACUGUAAAGACUUUUCUGCUCCAGAACGAAAGGAUGAAGCUCCAAUAACUGAGGAAAGCGAAAUCGCCUCCGAACCCACUCCCCAGGUAUCUGAGAGUGUUCACCAAGUUGUAAAGUGUGAGUCUGUUUCUACUGAUUCUGUGUCAAUUAAACAAGAGAACGCAUUAAAGGAUAAUUUGAUUACUGAUAAUGUCUCUGUAGAACCAGAGGUUGUUAAGAAAGAGGUGCCACAGUCUUUAUCCAAUGCAGGUGAUCAUGGUGCUUCUGUUACGGAUGUUGAAGGUGGUGUAGAAAGUGCUGCCAAAUGUGGAGACAUCACUCAUGAUAUGGAUGUUGAUUCGUUUGGGAAAGGUGAUGCAGACAAUUAUGCUCAUGAAUGUGUUGUUGAAGAGCCAGUACAAGAGAAAGUGACUGAGAGUAAGAGUUCUGAUAUUACUUUGGAUGAUGAUGGUGGAGAUAAAGAUUUCAAAAUUCAAGAAUCUAUUGCAAUCGAUGAAAAAAUAGAAUCUGAAACUAGAACUGUUCAGAUUAACAUGGAAGAGAAGUAUGAGUUUAUCGAAUCCAUUGAAAACUCAACACAGCUUGCAGAGAAGAGGAAAGCUGGUACUGAUGUUGAAGUAGAACAUGAUCCUCCCAAACGACAGCGGAAAUGGAACAGUGAUCAUGAAUUGGCUAAGGUUUCUGCUGCAAGACCACCUAGACUGGACAAGGAAAACCUUCCCGAUGCUACUCAGACUUCUCCUCUUGCUGCAUCUAAUGCCAAUCUUUUGUCACCAAUCGAUAAAGCACAAGGUGUUAAGCUUGCUAGAACUGACUCUAAUAUUGAUUCUGAAGCACCCAAGGGGCGAGUUGUUCCUCCACCUCAGAGAUCACCUACGGCUUCUUUGAGAAUUGAUAAAUUUUUGCGCCCAUUCACAUUGAAGGCUGUACAAGAACUUCUUGCCAAGACUGGGACAAUCCGGAGUUUCUGGAUGGAUCAUAUUAAGACCCACUGCUACGUGACGUAUUCUUCUGUCGAUGAAGCAGUUGCAACCAGAGAUGCUGUCUACAAUCUUCAAUGGCCUCCUAAUGGUGGACGGUUACUGACUGCUGAAUAUGUUGAGCCUGAAGAUGUCAAGCUUCGGGUUGAAGGUGGGCCUCAGUCACCACCUGCUGUUAGUCAGCCAACAGUACCUCCUCCUCAGUCCAAUCAAGUGAAUCCCCAUGCAUCUGUGAAACCCCCUGUUCCUCCUGUUGUGCCACCUUCAUCAAAGCAGCAGCUGCCACCUCCACCACCCCUUACACCUCAGGCCCGACCACAGCAUGUGGGCCGUGAACGGCUGCCACCACCACCUCCACCUAAGAAGAUUGAGGCUCCAGUCCUUACACUUGAUGACCUGUUUAAGAAAACACGAACCACUCCUCGAAUAUACUAUUUGCCUCUAUCAGAAGAGCAAGUUGCUGCAAAAUUAGCCAGUACUGGUGCAGAUGGACGUGACAAGGCUGCAGAUUCUCGGCUUUGAAUUUAUUAACCUGUUAAGAAUCUACGCUUAGGGGAUGUUUUUUCAGAAAACUGGUGCUGCUAAAAUAUCAAACGGUGAUUUUGAAGACACUAUAUUUCUGUUACUGAUUUAAAAUAGAGCAGAUGUUUGCAGAUGGAAACCUUGUAUUUUACUAUUGACUCAUCAGCUAUUCUGGAAUAUGCUUUUGUUCAA